Messenger RNA from Megachile rotundata (alfalfa leafcutting bee), 1516 nucleotides. Its product is annotated as transmembrane reductase CYB561D2. The record is from RefSeq and is a predicted model, not a curated record. Lineage: Eukaryota; Metazoa; Arthropoda; Insecta; Hymenoptera; Megachilidae. Gene Ontology annotation, molecular function: transmembrane monodehydroascorbate reductase activity.
GUUCGAUUCAGUGUAGAACGUCAAGGAAAAAAGAGAUGUUCAAUAUUGCGGGGUAUUCCGCUCGAUCGACAGAUUUCCUCAAUUAGUAUGAAAGCGAUCGUACAUGGAUCGUCAUCGAUAACUUUCACGUUCUUCGCGGCGAUAACUUGGAUCGUGUCGUUUUAUUUCUGUUAAAUCGUCCGCGAAACGCACGGUGAACGGUGCACACGAUUUAACGAAAGAAUUCCUCGUAAUUUUGCAGGAAGAACCGAGAGUUGUUUGGUAUUUCAGAAACAUGGAGGGAAAGGAAGCGAGCACGUCAUCGUUCCAAUUGAAGGGCGUAAAGGUUGACACAGCUUCAUCAUCGAGUUCUUCGAAUAGUUUCACCAAUUUGGAAACCCCUAGCGAGAGGCGAAGCAUUUACGGCACAUGCGUUACAGCGGUAGACCUUAUUAACCAUGUACUCAUCGUGGGUGUGACAGUUUGUCUUCUUUACUAUUCGAUACAGUCUAGCACCGUAAUGCUUCUGCACGUCGCUCUUUGCACUCUUGGGUACGUCCUACUGAUGUCAGAGGCCAUUGUCGUGCUAGCCGAUGAAAGCAGCUUGACGAACUUUCUUACGCGUCGUGCCAAGAGCCACGUUCACUGGGUCCUGCAGCUACUCGGAGCGAUCUGCAUCGUAGCCGGUACCGUGGUGAUGUAUCGGGAGAAGACAUUUCAUUUCAAGUCGAUCCACGCGAUCCUCGGCAUCGCGUCGAUAGCUGUUAUGCUCUUUCUGGUAGCCUUUGGAUACCCUGUCCUCGUCGCCGCGAAACUUCGCACGGUAAUCAGACCCGUGGUCGUCAAGUUUUGCCACAACUUCUUGGGCAUCAGCUGUUUUGUCUUGGGCAUGGCUUCGCAGUGUUACGGCUACAAAAAGGGCUGGUUGCCCAAAACAUCUAACGUACCUAAUAUCCAGCUAAUUUGCAUCAUCGUUACCGCGUUAAUCACGAUACUUUCGUUGAGAGGAGCUCUGCCGUCGCUCUUCAAACAAUUCAUGACGAUGUUUCGAUAAAUCGAGCAUCGAAGAUCGUGGAGACAGAAACGGGUAAUAGAGGCAUUUCGGACCAACACCGGAUAGUUGGCAUUUUUAAUCGAAUAGAUUCUUAAACAAGGAUAUCAGCUUAAAUGUCAAUGGUGAACAAUCGUCAAAGAGCAAAUUCGCACAGGAAAUUUUAAUUACAACAGUAAUUACGCGAGGUAGCGAGUGGGAAGCUUAAAUUGAAAAAUGAAACGAUCGUGUUCUGAAUAAUUUCUGGAUAAUCGUGUUCGGAAUAUUAUAGCGCGAUAAAACGCGUGUUAAUACGUUAAUUACGGCAGUGAAAGUGGUCGUGCAUAGUGCGGCACAUUGUUAUAAUCAUUUAGUUGCUCAAUUUAACUCUAAAAUUCGUUAUUCCAGAUUAUCAGCGCUUCAACGUUAAAUUUACGUUGUUGGUAACUACUUAAAAGCGUUCGGCAAUUAACUCGUUGGACAUUAGCAAAAGUAUCGAGAAGCGGU